This is a messenger RNA of Anopheles maculipalpis, 807 nucleotides long. RefSeq names its product general odorant-binding protein 45-like. The transcript has a single exon. The record is from RefSeq and is a predicted model, not a curated record. Gene Ontology annotation, biological process: sensory perception of smell. Gene Ontology annotation, molecular function: odorant binding. NCBI's taxonomy places the organism in Eukaryota, Metazoa, Arthropoda, Insecta, Diptera, Culicidae. Bases 1 to 807 code for a protein of 268 amino acids.
AUGCUGUUGCUGGUACUGCUUCUCACUGGUGGUGAUCUGCGGUGUGAUGCGAAGAGCAAUCUCAUACUGCAGACCUUCGACGAGAUGGUGCUUGAAUGUGCUGAGCUAAUGUCGAUCACUCCGUCAAAGUUGACCGCGUUACGAUCGGGUUUGUUGGUGAAGGAUACGGAAACCAAGUGUUUGCUAAGGUGUGUGGGUGUUAGUGGGCGUUUUUGGAGUGAUUACACCGGGCUGCGGAAGGACAUUUUGGCACGCUACUUUUUGGCCGAUGCAACCGACACGCAAAACGUCAACCGUACGCAGCUGUGCCUAAACGAACUGCCAACAAUUCAGCUAGAUCCAGAGCACUGCUGCAAUUUAGCGCUGGAAUCGUUUCUGUGCUUCUACUACAAUUACGGAAAUUUACGGCAGGAUCGCAUUUUUGUUCCACUGGAUCAUCUGCAACAGAAACAUGUGACUGCCCGCUGCAUGGACGUGCAUCAAAUCACGCUGGAACAGCUGAUGAGCCUGAGCGAGGAAGAAAUGGACGCGAACGAUAGUGUCCAUUGCUUGGUGCGUUGCAUCGGCAUCAAGACGGGUAUCUACAGUGAUCGUGACGGUGUCAACAUGGAUCUGAUUUACGCACAGUACGGUGAAGGUUAUUGCGAGGCAGACUUUAAGACAAACGCUUACGAGUGCAUUGUGAGGCAGAGUGAGCAGACGUACGGGAACCCUUGCAAAAGAGCGUAUCAUUUACUGUACAAAUGCUUCGAGAACGUGCGCAACGUGAUUACGGACUAUGAGUUAAAAGAUUCUGAGGAGGAUUAG